UAAUUUCCAGCCGUUGAAAUCAAACCUUGGUAGUUUUGAUCAUGUGUUCUUGUGUGGCCUCUUAAAGUUCUAGUUUGGCAGCCAGUUACCAGUCAAUACACAAAGAAACUAAUUGCAAGAGCACAGAUGGCUGCUGUUAACCCAACUUCAUCCUAUGACCGAUUGAAGGAAGUGAAAGAGUUUGACGAAUCCAAAAUCGGAGUUAAAGGUCUCUCCGAUUCCGGUAUCGUCACCAUCCCUCGCUUCUUUGUUCACCCUCCGGAGACUCUCUCCGAUCUUAAACCCAACACCUCCAAAUCCUGUGCUAACAUUCCCAUCAUCAACUUAUCCAACAAAGACUCCUCUACUCACCGUCCAGAAAUCGUCAACCAAAUCAAAGAAGCUGCAACGACCUGGGGUUUUUUUCAGGUAAUCAACCACGGAGUACCUGAGUCAAUACUCGAAGAGACUAUCCGAGCUAUUAAGGACUUUCACGAGAGGCCACAUGAAAUCAAAGCGAAAUACUACAAACGGAACGAGAAUAGCGGUGUUAUGUACUCCAGCAACAAUGACUUGUACCGGUCAAAGGCGGCCAGCUGGCACGAUGCGCUGACUGCGUGGAUGGGGCCAUCUCCGCUGGAAGUGGAGGAGCUUCCGCAGAUCUGUAGAAAUGAAGUUAUUGCUUGGGAUGCAAAUGCCAGAAAGGUGGCGGAGACGGUGAUGGAGUUGUUGAGUGAAGGGUUGGGAUUAGAAGCCGGUAAGUUUAAGGAGCUGACCUUCAGUGAGGCUAGAGCUCUUGUGGGACAUUGUUAUCCCUACUGUCCGCAGCCGGAUCUGACGAUGGGGAUAACGUCGCAUACGGACCCCGGAGUGGUGACGGUGCUGUUGCAGAAUCAGAUUCCGGGUUUGCAGGUGAAGCAUGAAGAUGACUGGGUGGCCGUCAACCCCGUGCCUGGUGGUCUGAUAAUCAACAUUGGCGACUUUCUUCAGAUAGUCUCCAAUGGAGAAUACAAAAGUGUGCAGCAUCGGGUGUUGGCCAACUCCGAUAAGAACCCACGAAUUUCAGUGGUUGAAUUCUUCAAUCUGAGCAAAUGGAAAGGAGAUGGUUACUACGGACCUCUGCCGGAGUUGCUGUCGGCAGAGAAACCGGCGAUUUAUCGCAAUUUUACACAACAAGAGUUCCUUGAAAAUUUCUAUGGCAAGGGGUUGGAUAGCAAAUCCCUCAUUGAUAAGAUCAGAAUUCAGGGCUAAACAGUGUUUGUUUCAAUUAAAAUUUUGUAUCUGGGCUUUGUAACUUUUAAAAACUAUAAGUUACGAAAUAAUAAUCAACUUCAUGUUGAUUA
Rubroshorea leprosula is the source of this 1322-nucleotide messenger RNA. NCBI's taxonomy places the organism in Eukaryota, Viridiplantae, Streptophyta, Magnoliopsida, Malvales, Dipterocarpaceae. The record is from the annotation of a GenBank genome assembly.